Camellia sinensis is the source of this 681-nucleotide messenger RNA. NCBI's taxonomy places the organism in Eukaryota, Viridiplantae, Streptophyta, Magnoliopsida, Ericales, Theaceae. The record is from RefSeq and is a predicted model, not a curated record.
CAAAGAGAAGAUAAAAGCACAUGGUGUGUAGUAGUAGUUCACAUAGCUAAUUCAAGUGCUUUGGUUUCCAAUUGUUUGCAGGCAUCUCUGUUGGGAGAAGCAAUAACAGGGAAAGGAAUUCUAGCACAACUCAAUCUUGAGACCGGUAUUCCCAUCUAUGAAGCUGAGCCUCUUCUUCUUUUCUUCAUCCUUUUCACCCUUCUUGGAGCCAUUGGAGCUUUGGGAGAUAGAGGCCGCUUUGUCGAUGACCCUCCCACUGGCCUUGAAAGGGCUGUCAUCCCUCCUGGCAAAGGACUCAGAUCCGCGUUGGGCCUUAAAGAAGGAGGUCCACUAUUUGGAUUUACAAAAUCAAACGAGCUGUUCGUGGGACGAUUGGCUCAGUUGGGGAUUGUAUUCUCUAUAAUUGGAGAAAUAAUAACAGGGAAAGGAGCUCUGGCACAGCUAAACAUAGAGACAGGAGUUCCAAUUGGUGAUAUUGAGCCCCUUGUGUUGCUCAAUGUUGCCUUCUUCUUCUUCGCCGCAUUGAAUCCUGGAACUGGAAAAUUUAUCACAGAUGAGGAAGAAGAAAAGUAAAUGUUAGAUUUUGAGAUUUUUGCAAGAAACUGUCAUGUAGUUUUUUCUUCAUGUAUGUAAUAGUAAUCUCAAACUUAAAAACACUAGUGAUUCUUUGUUUCCUAGGCA